AUGAAUCUUCCCCAAAUCUAUCAACUACCUUCCCUUUAUAAUCUGCCCUUCACAAAUCAGUUUCCUAAUUCUACCAACAAUCUGGAAAGAAAAGAAAUAGAGAGGAACCGUGAGUUCGAGACUCCGGUUUUGAUCUGUGGUUAUCUAUUCAACAAAGUUGAGGAGGAACUGGCAAUUGAAAUAGAUACAGAGGGAUUCAUCAAGUUGCUUCGUUUUCACGAUCUGUCAAUUGAAGGCUAUCUUCGUGAGUUAAGGGUGGAGUCAGGAAAAUUCAAGUUAAAGAAACUAAACGAACAAGGUUGAGCAGCGAAGUGGUGGAGGAAGUGCUAUUGAGACAAGACAUUUGAUUCAGUCAGC
Molecule: messenger RNA, 357 nt
Organism: Salvia splendens (bonfire salvia)
Lineage: Eukaryota; Viridiplantae; Streptophyta; Magnoliopsida; Lamiales; Lamiaceae
Exons: 4
Coding region: 1-303 (100 amino acids)
Source: RefSeq, a predicted model, not a curated record